UACUGUUUCGCAUGCAAGGCUAGUGACACCAAGAAGCGGAGAAAAUGAGAAAUCUUUACUUUCUAGUCUUAUUUCCGUUGAGCAUCUUGAUUUUGGUUGAUGCUUCUUUGCAUGUGAAGUAUCUUCCUGGUCUUGAAGGUCCUCUUCCUUUUGAGCUCGAGACUGGGUAUGUGAGUGUUGGUGAAUCUGGAGAUGUUGAGCUCUUUUACUACUUUGUGAAAUCAGAGAGAAAUCCAGAUAAAGAUCCUCUCAUGAUUUGGCUAACUGGUGGGCCUGGAUGCAGCUCCAUUUGUGGUUUACUCUUUGCAAAUGGUCCCUUGGCUUUUAAAGGGGAUGAGUAUAAUGGGACACUGCCUCCUUUAGAGCUAACAUCUUUUUCUUGGACAAAGGUGGCUAACAUUUUAUAUUUGGAAUCUCCUGCUGGUUCUGGAUAUUCUUAUGCCAAAACUCGGCGUGCUGCUGAGACGAGCGACACCAAACAAAUUCACCAAAUCGACCAGUUCCUUAGGAGUUGGUUUGUGGACCACCCUGAGUUUAUAUCCAAUUCAUUUUACGUUGGUGGAGAUUCAUAUUCCGGGAAGAUUGUUCCAGGAGUUGUGCAACAGAUUUCACUUGGAAAUGAAAAAGGUCUCGCACCACUCAUAAAUAUUCAGGGAUAUGUUCUUGGAAACCCUGCAGUACGUACAAACUUAGAACCAAAUCAUAGAGUUUCAUUUGCGCAUCGGAUGGGACUUAUUUCAGAUGAGCUCCAUGAGUCACUUGAAAGAAACUGUGGAGGCAAAUUCUUUAACGUAGAUCCAAGUAAUGCAAAAUGUUCAAAUGGGCUUCUAGCUUAUCAUCGGUGUAUCUCAGAGAUAUACAUAGAGCAGAUUUUGUUACCAAACUGCAAAGUAGAUUAUGUCUUAUCAGACAUAUCACAAACCUUACCAAAUAUCAGAACCAGUCGAAGAAGAGAACUCAAGGAGUUUUCAAGAAAUGAUUCAUCAUCGUUGCCUCCUCCUAGCUGCUUUACUUAUAGGUAUUUUCUGUCUGCCUUUUGGGCAAAUGAUGAAAAUGUACGCAGAGCUUUAGGCGUGAAGAAGGGCUUCGGAAAAUGGAGUCGAUGCAACACUCAAAACAUACCAUAUACAUAUGAUAUUCACAAUGCCAUUCCAUAUCACGUUAAUAAUAGCCGUAAAGGCUUCCGCGCUCUCAUCUACAGUGGUGAUCAUGAUAUGAUGAUACCUUUCUCUUCAACUGAAGCAUGGAUCAAAUCUCUCAACUAUUCCAUUGUUGAUGACUGGAGACCUUGGAUGAUGAGUAGCAAUCAAGUCGCUGGAUAUACAAGGACUUAUGCAAAUAAGAUGACAUUUGCAACCAUCAAGGGAGGAGGACACACAGCUGAGUAUAAUCCAGACCAAUGCUCACUUAUGUUCAAAAGAUGGAUUGAUGGUGAAUCUCUCUGA
Messenger RNA from Brassica oleracea var. oleracea, 1445 nucleotides. Its product is annotated as serine carboxypeptidase-like 19. The transcript is spliced from 14 exons. Lineage: Eukaryota; Viridiplantae; Streptophyta; Magnoliopsida; Brassicales; Brassicaceae. The record is from RefSeq and is a predicted model, not a curated record. Gene Ontology annotation, molecular function: serine-type carboxypeptidase activity; acyltransferase activity, transferring groups other than amino-acyl groups. Gene Ontology annotation, biological process: secondary metabolic process; proteolysis. Bases 45 to 1445 code for a protein of 466 amino acids.